AUGGACUUGGUCGUGGACGUGGACGUGGACUUGGACGUGGACGUGGACGUGGACGUGGACGUGGACGUGGAUUUGGUCGUGGACGUGGACGGAGUCGUGGACGUGGACGUGGACGUGGACGUGGUCGUGGACGUGGACGUGGACGUGGUCGUGGACGUGGACGUGGACGUGGUCGUGGACGUGGACGUGGACGUGGACGUGGUCGUGGACGUGGACGUGGACGUGGACAUGGACGAGGUCGUGGACGUGGACGUGGUCGUGGACGUGGACGUGGACGUGGACGUGGUCGUGGACGAGGACGUGGACGUGGUCGUGGACGUGGACGUGGACGUGGUCGUGGACGUGGACAUGGACGUGGACGUGGACUUGGUCGUGGACAUGGACGUGGACGUGGACUUGGUCGUGGACGUGGACGUGGACGUGGACGUGGUCGUGGACGUGGACGUGGUCGUGGACGUGGACGUGGACGUGGUCGUGGACGUAGAGGUGGAGGACGUGGAGGACGUGGACGUGGACGUGGAGGACGUGGACGUGGACGUGGACGUGGACUUCGACGUGGACGUGGACGUGGACGUGGACCUGGACGUGGACGUGGACGUGGUCGUGGACGUGGACGUGGACGUGGACUUGGACUUGGACGUGGACGUGGACGUGGACGUGGACGUGGUCGUGGACGUGGUCGUGGACGUGGACGUGGACGUGGUCGUGGACGUGGUCGUGGACGUGGACGUGGACGUGGUCGUGGACGUGGUCGUGGACGUGGACGUGGACGUGGUCGUGGACGUGGACGUGGACGUGGACGUGGUCGUGGACGUGGACGUGGACGUGGUCGUGGACGUGGACGUGGACGUGGUCGUUGACGUGGACGUGGACGUGGACUUGGUCGUGGACGUGGAGGUGGACGUGGUCGUGGUCGUGGACGUGGACGUGGACGUGGUCGUGGACGUGGUCGUGGACGUGGACGUAGACGUGGACGUGGACGUGGUCGCGGACGUGGACGUGGACGUGGACGUGGACCUGGACGUGGUCGUGGACGUGGACGUGGACGUAGACGUGGUCGUAGACGUGGACGUGGACGUGGACGUGGACUUGGACGUGGACGUGGACGUGGUCGUAGACGUGGACGUGGACGUGGUCGUGGUCGUGGUCGUGGUCGUGGACGUGGACGUGGACGUGGACCUGGACGUGGACGUGGACGUGGACGUGGACCUGGACGUGGACUUGGACGUGGACCUGGACGUGGUCGUGGACGUGGAUGUGGACGUGGACUUGGACGUGGACGUGGACGUGGUUGUGGACGUGGACUUGGACGUGGACGUGGACGUGGUCGUGGACGUGGACGUGGACGUGGUCCUGGACGUGGUUGGGGACGUUGAUGUGGACGUGAACGUGGACGUGGACCUGGACGUGGUCGUGGACGUGGAUGUGGACGGGGACUUGGACGUGGACGUGGACGUGGACGUGGUCGUGGACGUGGUUGUGGACGUGGACGUGGACUUGGACGUGGACGUGGACGUGGACGUGGACGCGGUCGUGGACGUGGACGUGGUCAUGGACGUGGACGUGGUCGUGGACGGGGACGUGGACGUGGUCGUGGACGUGGUGGUGGACGGGGACGUGGACGUGGACGUGGUCGUGGACGUGGUCGUGGACGUGGACGUGGAUAGUAUAAAUAGCGGACAGACUGCUCUCUCCGCGUGGCUGACGGGCAGCACAGCACCUCCGGAUGGCCAAGCAGGCCAUUCUAAUCGGCCCAAUUCUGCUUAUAACGGGGAUGGCUCGCCCGCCGUGUCAGUGUCGUGGGAGGACUGGCAGCGCGCGUACGAGCAGGCGCGAGGCGCGGAGGGCAGACAGCAGCAGGAGGGGCAUGUGAGAGGCGCGGAGAACAGACAGCGGGACGAGUGUGCGAAAGGAUUGGGUGUUGGAAACGGCAGAUGCGAGCAGAGCAAAGGCAGUGACAAUGGCAGUGGGCGAGGGGAGGGCUGGCAGCGCGUGUGGGACCAUGCGAAAAGCGUGGAGGGCAGAAAGCAGGAGGGGCAUGGACAGGGCACGGCGCAGGGCAGCAGGGAGAGGGACGAGUGGGGUUGGGUGGGGGGGUUAUCAACGCGGCAUGGAGAGGGUGGAGGAACGGAGGGGCAGGCACAGGUGGUGGGGAAAGGGCGAGACGUGGGUGGUAUGCAGGGGCAGGGGCAGGGGCAGAGGGAGGGGCAGGGAGUGGUUGUGUGUGAGGGCGGGUGGGAGUGGCUGCAUCGCCCCUCUGCCCCGCCUGUGUGGGAGAUGACUGGUGCUGUGGCGCAGCCUGUGUCUCAGCCUGAGGCACGCAGUGUAAGCACUGGUUACCAGGAAGCACAGGCAGGUGUUGAAGGAGGUGCAGAGGGGUGGAGGAGAACUGGCAUGGGUACAGGAGGGGCUGUAGGUAGGGUUGAGAGGAUGGGAGGGGAAGGGGAAGGAGACAGUGCAGUGAUUGGAGGGAGUGCAGGUGUUGGGGAUGCUGGAGGUGGGAGGAGGGGAGGAGGGAGGGGCGUGGUUGGGGCGGUGAGGGAGUGUGUGUCGCUGGAUUGGGUGCCGGAGAGGCUUCUAGUAAAGUUCCAGCAGAGAGUGGGGAUGUACCGACUCGGAUUCAACUUUCAGUUCCGCCAUUCCCACCACGACCUACCAGUCAACCCCUCUGUCCUCGCAACCCCGGUCUCUCUAGCCGUCUCUGCAUCGCCUAUCCACACUCUCACCAGCGCCACAGGCUUGAGGGAGAGCCGGCCCCUUAUAUCCGUCGGUCCCUAUCAGGCCUACCCCGCAGACAUCAGGAUCGUUGUCAAGCCAUCUGCUCCCUCUCCACCUUCCAAAGCCGCCUCAAAGCGCCCGGCACCCUCCACUGCCAGCCUGGCUACCAGGCUCGCGGGCAUGGUGACCCGUGUUGCCCGGGCGGCGGUGGGAGGGGGCAAGGUGCAGGUGAUGCCUGUGGCGGGCACGGUGCAGGUGGCAUCUGGACGGGUGGGCCUGCUGGGACUGGCUGAUGCUAGGGCUUGCAAGCAUGGUGCAUCGCCCCGGGCGGCGGUGGGAGGGGACGAGGUGCAGGUGAUGCCUGUGGCGGAUAUUGUGCAGGUGGCAUCUGGACGGGUGCGCCUGCUGGGACUGGCCUGCUGGGACUGGCCUGCUGGGACUGGCCUGCUGGGACUGGCUGAUGCUAGGCUGCAUCUCUCCCACCACUGGCCAUCCUCCACCUCGCACCUCCGCCUCCUCCUGCACAGCCCCUUCUCUGCUGCCCACACGUGCGCAUGCAGGUGGAGCAGCACUCGGCUCACACGGCCGCACAGCCAUUCCAGCAGCGCUCGUGGCAGAGAGACUCAACCUUGUGCGAGCAGGGGCGCUGGCUUAGCUGGUGGGAGCGACAUGAGCGGCAGUCAUGUGGAUACGAGCAGCGGCAUGAAUGUGCAUGGCAGUGGGAAUGGCACGGGUGGUAUGCGUGUGAGUACAGACGGUGAAGCCAGGGAAGGUGGUCUGUGGAGUGCAGGGAGGGGAGAGGUGGAGCAGCAGGGGAGUGGGGCAGCAGGGAGCGGUGGUGGUGUGGUGCAGGUGGCGAGGGCCAAGGCGUGUGUGCCGAUGUGGCAUGGCAUGGAUGUCAGACUCACAGGCUCCAUGCGGUACUCCAUGCCCUGGUGCAUCGGGUGA
This is a messenger RNA of Closterium sp. NIES-65, 3666 nucleotides long. The record is from the annotation of a GenBank genome assembly. Lineage: Eukaryota; Viridiplantae; Streptophyta; Zygnematophyceae; Desmidiales; Closteriaceae.